GUUUUCAUGUUGAUUCGACUCCUAAACUCAACACUCAAACAAAAUAAAUAUAUUCACAUUACAACUUUAAAUGGUUGUACUUCAAAUAUUCGUCAUUCACGUGUAUAGCAUCAUUAUCCGUGUAAAUGACAUGACGUAAAUACAGCAUCAUGUUUUGCGCUGUUUGCAUGCUUCUCUGUAUCGACUCUUCAAUCACCGCGGACACGCGCUCAAACAGAAGGAGCACGCGCCUGCACACUCCCUACGGGCUCUCUCUCUCUCUCCUCCUCUCCUGACUCUGAGCGCGCUCGUUGCCGUGAGAGCGACAGUCAGUCACAGACAGCCGAGAAGAUUUACGCAGACAGACAGAAAGCGUGAUUUAUCGCCGGUUGUUGGCGAUAAAUAACGGAACCGGCGGCGGUCACAGAGAGGCUGACGGACACGGGAGCGCGCGCUGAUGGACGGGAUGCAGCAGGGCUUCGGCGCGUACGGCGCGGGCAGAUCCGGCGGAGCUUUCGACCCGCUCACGUUCAUCCAGCAGCCGCAAACCGGGCUCAGGAUCGUGUCGUGGGUUUUUUCAUUAGUGAUCUUCGGCUGCAUUGCUAAUGAAGGCUACAUUAACAGACCCGGUGAUGCUGAGGAGUUCUGCAUCUUCAAUCGUAACCAGAACGCCUGUAACUACGCUGUUGGCAUGGGCUCGCUGGCGUUCCUGUGCUGCAUGCUCUUCCUGGCGUUAGAUGCGUAUUUCCCUCAGAUCAGCAGCGUUAAAGACCGCAAGAAAGCUGUGCUGGCAGAUGUUGGCACGUCAGCGUUCUGGUCCUUCAUGUGGUUUGUAGGAUUUUGUUUACUGGCCAAUCAGUGGCAGGUGGCCAAACCGGAGGACAACCCACUGCGAAAAGGAGGAGACGCUGCACGGGCGGCCAUCGCCUUCUCGUUCUUCUCCAUCUUCACCUGGCAUCAGAGUUGGACAGAUGAUCUGCCUCUGUGUCAGCUGUGUGGUGUCGGCUCGGCCCCAAACUGUGUGUACGGCACCGAUGGGAAAGGGACCCAGAGCCACCCGAAUGAAGACGGACACUUCCGCUUCAGUACCGAGUGCUGUUUUCUCUAUGGAGUGUUUGAUGGUUAUGACGGCAGCAGGGUGGCAGAUUUUGUGCGUCAGCGAAUGACGGCCGAACUUUUACUGGAUCAGCUGAGCGUCAGUCACACGGAUGCAGACGUACGGAGAGUCCUGUCACAGGCGUUUGAUGUUGUGGAGAAGAGUUACUUUGAGACCAUUGAUGAUGCUCUGGCAGAGAGGGCAAACCUCCAAACACAACUACCAGAGGGUGUCUUUCUCACAGCUCAGACUCAGAAGAUGUCAGAAAGAUUGAAGUCUUUAGAGCAGGAGGUCUCAGGUGGAGCCACAGCUAUAGUAGCUCUGAUACUCAAUAAUAAACUUUACAUCGCCAAUGUAGGUACCAAUCGGGCCCUUCUUUGUAAGACCACAACUGAUGGUCAGAACCAGGUGAUCCAGAUCGGCCGGGCACACACGACCGACAACGAGGAUGAGCUGUCUAGACUGGCACAGCUGGGUCUGGAUCCGGUGCGGUUGAGGCAGUCUGGAGUGAUUUCUGGUCACAGCAGCACUCGACGGAUUGGAGACUACAAAGUCAAAUUUAACUACACAGACAUCGAUGUGCUCAGUGCAGCAAAGAAUAAACCAAUCAUCGCAGAGCCUGAGAUUCACGGCGGCCAAUCGCUGGAGGAGGUGACGGGCUUCCUGCUGCUGAUGUCAGAGGGGCUCAUCAAAGCCCUCGAAUCGGCCCACGGUCCGGAGCAAGUCAACCAGGAGAUCGUUGCCAUGGUAGCAGCAGAGUUGGCUCUGCAGAGCACUCUGGAGGCGGCUGCGCAGUCGGUGGUGGAGCGAGUCAAACGACUGCAUCACGACGUGUACGUGAGCGGCAGGCAGAGAGCGUCACACUGCGCGCGACACGAGGACAUGACGCUGCUGAUCAGAAUCAUCAACUACCAGCUUGCAGACGGAUCGCUCACACCUACACAAGGAGGACGAAUCUACCCCGUGUCUGUGCCGUACUCCAAUCAUCAGAGCACCAGUAAAACCAGUGUCACGCUGUCUCUGGUCAUGCCAUCGCAGGGCACGCUGACCAACGGCUCCAACACGGCAUCCACGCUGGAGGGAGACACGCCUACCGCUGGUCAAAGCCCGACACAGACGCUGCAGUCCACCAACACGCACACGCAGAGUUCCAGUUCCAGUUCUGGAGAUGGAAGUUUGUUCCGACAGAGAGGAAGUCAAGCGGCUCAGCCGGAUGAAACCGGACGGGUCCCGCCGUACGUGGACUUCACGCAGUUUUACCGGAUGUGGGGAUCGGACCACAGCGAUGGACAGGCCUUGACUGCCGAACUCUGAACAUCUGUAUCCUGAGAGGACCAAUCAGAACUCACGUCGUGAAGCGGUUUCUCUCCGAUGGGUUCGAGCUUUCUUAUGGGCCGAACUCGUAUGAGGAACAAAUAAAGUCGUGUGUUGUUCCAACGAGGUAGAAUUGACCCUGACGACGUAUGCUCACAUAUGCACCCACAUACACAUAAGGGAUAUCUAUUUAUUUACUGUUUUUUUAACAGAUUACAAACUAGUUAAUGAAUUAAAGGUGAUCAUCAUUAAACAAAUAAUUAAAGUGAUGAUAUGAAAAAGGAAAAUGUCAUGGUGUUAAGUUUGAAAUGUUGACUCACUUCUUCAAACAAAGGUUUGUGUUGUCCAGUAUUAGACGUGACUCUGUUUCUCAUCUGUUUUCUGUUCAUUAUUACAGUACUCAUCUGUUUUUAUAAGAACAUUUAUUAUUUCUCUGAUCUUCUGUUUGUGUGUGUGUGUCUGUCUGUCUGUCCGUCUAUGUGUGUACUGUGCUGUCUAUAAUAAAGACUUGAGGAUGUUCAUAUCCACA
Molecule: messenger RNA, 2918 nt
Organism: Misgurnus anguillicaudatus (oriental weatherfish)
Lineage: Eukaryota; Metazoa; Chordata; Actinopteri; Cypriniformes; Cobitidae
Source: RefSeq, a predicted model, not a curated record